CUGCCAUUGGUGGAGAGGCUCCCAGUACUUGCGGUAGCUGGUGGAUGUUGUUUGCGAGGCUCCAGUCGGGCAGCGCUCUCCCUCCGUGUCCUGAUGGCGGUCACCAAGCGCCUCUGGAUAUGUAUCGCCUACGCCAGCAUGGGCACCCUUAUCGGACUGUCCGCCUUCUUCACCUGGAACAUCGCCUUCGUGCAGCCCUGGACCGCGGCCAUGGGGGGUUUAUCAGGUGUGCUGGCUCUGUGGACUCUAAUUACACACAUCAUGUAUGUUCAAGACUUCUGGAGGACGUGGCUGAAAGGACUGCGUUUCUUUCUCAUUGUUGGGAUCUUCUUCUUCAUUCUAGCACUGGUAGCAUUCAUAGCAUUCCUUGCUAUAGCCAUAUCUCAUAAACAGUCCAUAACUGAUCCAACAAGCUUGUACUUAUCCUGCGUAUGGAGCUUCAUGUCCAUGAAAUGGGCUUUCCUGCUCAGUCGUUAUUCCCACCGCUACAGGAAGGAGUUUGCCGACAUUAGCAUCCUCAGUGACUUCUGAUACACAGAUUUUGUCUGAACAAGGAGGGUGUGAAAUUGCGAAGGACUUUUUACGUGUAUAUAUGUGUAUUAAAUUCUUCUUUGUGGUGCAAAUAUCCCAUGAAGACUCCUAAAGUUAAAACAAAACCUACGGAAAAUUGGAAGGACAUGGCAUUGCUUUAAUACAUACAUACAUUUUUACUGCUGCAAAUUUGCUUCUUGUAUAACGAUGAUUAUUUUUUUUUUAAAUCUAUAUAUAUAUAUAUAACUUUUUUUUUUAUGGGGAAAUUGCAAUGUUUAUCAACAGCAGUAAUCAUGCACUGCUUGUUUUUGCAUACAUAAUCAGCACAGACACUUUAUCUUUUGAUAAAACAGACUAACACUGUUAUACAAGAACGGACACAUCUCGAAAAACAAUGUUCAUUUAGUUUACCUUCAUCAGCAAAAUUUUUAGAAAUUGCUUUUAUUAUGUAUUUGUCAAUUGUGUAUUCUAUUUUACAAUGUUUAUGUAUGUGUACAAGAAUACAUUUAAAAUAUAAUAUUUUAUAUUUUUUGAGUCUUAACUUCACUGGGCCGGAAAAAUGAAUAAUAUUUUGGUUACACAUAGUAGGGCAUAUGGAGCAGUGUUACGGGUAAUACCAUAUAAUGUGUGUUCAAAUUGUUUUCAAACUGCAGUGCUACAGUGGAAAUCUAUGGAGUGCAAGGAAGUCAACUGGUCAGGAGGUUUACUGGUAAAAAUAAUUCUAGAACACACAACUUAUUUUCCAGCAAUAAAUGUACUAGUGGAAUCUUGGUUCACGCAGUAAUGUGCUGUCCUACAAGCUCUGCCUUUGAACUGGUGCAAUGUUCUUGUUUCAUAGCCUAAUAAUGUUUAACACUUUGGGUGAUAGUGGUUCCAGUUUAUGCCACAGAAGUAAAAGAAAACAUAACCCACACACAUUCCUAUAUCUUGUGAAUAACUUGUUUCUGUUUUUUGAUGGGAGUUUCACUAAAAUGAGCACACAAUGAAUGGAUUGGAUAUAUUACUAUCUAGAACAAUGUCAACAUGUAUCAGAAAAAGAGAAAUAAAAACCCUUCUCAA
Molecule: messenger RNA, 1590 nt
Organism: Pelobates fuscus (common spadefoot toad)
Lineage: Eukaryota; Metazoa; Chordata; Amphibia; Anura; Pelobatidae
Gene: SLC48A1
Product: solute carrier family 48 member 1
Exons: 3
Coding region: 94-531 (145 amino acids)
Biological process (GO): heme transport
Cellular component (GO): lysosomal membrane; plasma membrane
Molecular function (GO): heme transmembrane transporter activity; heme binding
Source: RefSeq, a predicted model, not a curated record